This is a messenger RNA of Esox lucius (northern pike), 939 nucleotides long. It is a transcript of the gene pvalb7, whose product is annotated as parvalbumin 7. Bases 115 to 447 code for a protein of 110 amino acids. The transcript has 5 exons. Gene Ontology annotation, cellular component: nucleus; cytoplasm. The record is from RefSeq and is a predicted model, not a curated record. Gene Ontology annotation, molecular function: calcium ion binding. NCBI's taxonomy places the organism in Eukaryota, Metazoa, Chordata, Actinopteri, Esociformes, Esocidae.
ACCCCCUCAUCGCUUAUCUUAUCUCCAUCUCCAGCCCCUCUCUACAUCUCACCCUCACUCUCCUAUCCUCUCUGUCCCUCUUCAGUCUUAGCCCAGCAACCUCCAGUUACAGAGAUGGCCGCCAAGGAUCUUUUGAAAGCUGAUGAUAUCAAGAAGGCUCUUGAUGCCGUCAAAGCCGAGGGCUCCUUCGAUCAUAAGAAGUUCUUUGCUCUGGUCGGUCUGAAGGCCAUGUCUGCUGAUAAUGUCAAGAAGGUGUUCAAGGCCAUUGAUGCUGAUGCAAGUGGCUUCAUUGAGGAGGAGGAGCUCAAGUUUGUACUCAAGAGCUUCGCUGCGGACGGCAGAGACCUGACCGACGCGGAGACCAAAGCAUUCCUCAAGGCCGCCGACAAGGAUGGAGAUGGCAAGAUCGGCAUCGACGAGUUCGAGACUUUGGUCCACGAGGCGUAAAGGAUACCCCUUCGUCCACCCCCCCUCCCCCUCCCCAUGAUUAUGUUUUUAACUGCAGUGUCCCCUGCCAUGCCUCCCCCCUGCCCAACCCACCACCUAAACCGCACCAUCGGCCCCCCGGGUGAAGUCCCCCUUAGGUGUAAAUUCAGGGUCAGCUUCUCCUCCCCGAUACCAUCGUUCAUUAACAGCGGGGUGAAUGCCGACUGACCCGAAGGUCUGCGUCUAGGGGCGACCUCACCCUCUUGGCACCGUGCAGGCUGUUCCGAAGAUGCCCACCGGCGGCGGAGGUAGAGGGGGGACAAACCCAACAACCACCCGAUCACGUACCCAACACUACUAGGGUUGCAUAUUUCUGGUAACUUUCCCCACAAUUCCCCACAGUUUUCCCCAGACGUCCCGCUUGGGAAGGUCCUGGAGUUAGGAAUGAUAAUGUAAGAGAACCUGGGAAUUCCCCAAACAGGAAUUUAUGAAAAACUGGGGGGGGAGAGUCUG